Messenger RNA from Suillus subaureus, 1911 nucleotides. RefSeq lists its product as uncharacterized. The transcript is spliced from 8 exons. The record is from RefSeq and is a predicted model, not a curated record. Lineage: Eukaryota; Fungi; Basidiomycota; Agaricomycetes; Boletales; Suillaceae. Bases 1 to 1911 code for a protein of 636 amino acids.
AUGGUUCACACACAUCCAACUAAUGUGUUGAAGAGGCCUGCUCAGGUAGUUUUGGACAUGAAACAGAAGAGGCGGACUACAGCUCAGGUUAAAGAAGAUCAGGCAUGCACUGAGAAGGAGCAAGAGGAACAAGACCAGAAGGCAAAGCAAGCCAUCAUGCAAGUGGCUGCCAGCUCAGCAGAAAGCUGCCAUCCAGCAGGAGAACACAUUGAUGACAAUGAAGAUGAAGACUCUCAAGUCCUGGGACAGAGGAAACACAUCCAGAAGACUGAUCACCACAAUGCUGUCAAUGCGGUCCGAACUGCAAUGCAGCCAUCUCACCCAUGUGCACCAGAUGCUGCCAGGAAUGGAAACAAGCUGAUGUGGGUGUUUUUUCAACUGCCCAUCAUGCUUUUACUUACUGGAACAACGUUAUUUUACUGGAAUCUGCUCCAUGAAUUUACCAGCGACCUAAAAAAAAUAUCUUCAGUUUCAGGUUGGGCUCAACAAGUCAAUACAAAGAUUGAGUCUACCCCAUUCAAGGCGCCAUUGCACUUAGAAAGUGCCUCUUCUCUUUCUCAUCCCACUGGAUCUGCACUAUCUCAAGUCACUCAUGCAACAACUAAUGCAACAACUACUGCUACAGCUCCCCCUGUGACACCUGAAAGCUCUGUGAUCAACAACGAUGUUGAAAUUGAAGAUCACACACCAGACUUGGCUGAUGGGCCUGAGCACUUAGCAGUGUAUACUCUUGCAAAGAUGGGUAAACCAAAGCACAUCCAGAAAUCAAUGGACGUGAUUGAAGUCGAGGAUGUUUCCCAACCUCCAACUCCACCAAUUCCUUCACAAAUGAGGCUCCUUCAACAUGGUUUGGGUAGCACCUGUCCUCAUAUCACUUGGUCUGAACCAAAGGAUGUUGCAGUGGACCCUGAGGGCCAGGAGGACUCUAUCAUGAUUGUGGAUGAUGCUGAUGAUUUUGAUCUUGAAGACUACGAUGCCAGCGCUGCCACAAGGAACACAGGUGGGAAUAAACGAGUCACCACAUUGAACAUCAUUUAUGCAGACAAUCCAUCCCUGAUGAAAUACCAAAUCAUACCUGGUGGUGCUGUCUAUCAUGUGGUUAAACAACGCCUCAGUGAAUGGCACAAAGGGUUUGGAUCUGCCACUGUCAUGAUCAUUACAAGUCUCAUAGCUUCUGACACUACAUACAAAACUGACCAAGAGCAUACCAAGUUUGCCAAGUUCUGGCUCAAAGACAACCGCUUCCUUUUCUCAGAUGUUAGCUCUGAUGACCCAGAGGCAUGGUCAGGGAUGUGGCAGUCUAUGUUUAUGUUGCAGACUUUCGCUGCACACCUAAACUAUACUCAAGGCUGGAUGGAAAUUCCAGCAAUCAACAGCGAAGAUGAAAUCAUGCGGGCAUCACUUGCUUUGUUGGCAGGGGUGGUAAAACGUGCUCUGUACCUCCUUUCUGUAGGAUUGAUGAGUUUUACCAUCACAGCAGCUACUGGGAAGGGAAAGAAGAAAGCUGCUAAUACUACAUGCAAGGGUAAGGCAUCCACUUCUAAUGGAGACAUCUGGGAGGCUCGCCCAUUCAGUUUUGGAGUCUCCCUCAGUCAUUUUAAGGACCUUCUCUCAGUAGCUGUCCUUAGGGUCAAGUUCUGUCUCACAUCCAGGUCUUGCUUUAGAGUCCCCCUAAAAGUAGUCAGUUUCUCCCAUAGUCCAAAGUCCUCACCUUCACCACUCUGGGGUUACGAUACGUGCAUGUUCAUGCAAGCAAUCAAGAACAUUCCCUCCACAGUCAUGGAGGGCAUCAUUCAGCAAGCCCAGCAAUACAUGAAAGCUACCCCUCAUGGAGGAUGGUCCAAGGGCACUGACAAGCCUGUGGAGGAAGAGAUUGAUGAAGAAUAUGUCAAUUUACUUGCUUUCUGCUAA